Molecule: messenger RNA, 5720 nt
Organism: Podarcis muralis (Common wall lizard)
Lineage: Eukaryota; Metazoa; Chordata; Lepidosauria; Squamata; Lacertidae
Gene: PRKAR1B
Product: protein kinase cAMP-dependent type I regulatory subunit beta
Biological process (GO): negative regulation of cAMP-dependent protein kinase activity
Cellular component (GO): cytosol; cAMP-dependent protein kinase complex
Molecular function (GO): cAMP-dependent protein kinase inhibitor activity; cAMP binding; protein kinase A catalytic subunit binding
Source: RefSeq, a predicted model, not a curated record
CAGGAGGGAGGCUGAACUUGCCUAUGACUGACAGCCAGCUGGGACUUCCUGUGUGUGUGGGUUUGCUGCUGCUAGCGCAACAGAGCCUUAACGCUUUGUGUGCAAGGGGAAUAAGAAAAGGGGGGGAAUCAAAACACAGGCAGACAGACAAAUCUGGGGGUGGAUAAGUAGCGGGGAUCUCUUUUGCCGGGGCUUUUCUGAAAGCACACGGAGGAGGGGAAAGGGGGAUUCACGAGCAGCCAGCCAGCCGCUGGAGGAGGAAGAGGAGGAGGCUGCACUGCGGAAUAACGGGAGCUAAAAGAGGAAGAGGUUUGUAGCUGCCGCUGCUGCUUGUCGCUGAUCCAGCAACUCAGGUUUGUUGUCUGUUUACAGUCACAAAGAUGGCUGCUUCGUCCUCUUGCAAUGUGGAAGACGACGAGAGCCUGAAGGGAUGUGAACGCUACGUUCAGAAGCAUAAUAUCCAGCAGAUUCUGAAAGAGUGCAUUGUCAACCUCUGCAUAGCAAAACCUGACCGGCCGAUGAAGUUCUUGCGAGAACAUUUUGAGAAACUGGAGAAGGAAGAAUGCAAACAGAUCCUGGCUUGGCAGAAAUCCAACUCACAAUCGGAUUCCCACGAUGACGAAAUUUCUCCUCCGCCCCCAAACCCGGUGGUCAAGGCGCGGCACAGAAGGGGUGGAGUCAGUGCAGAGGUGUACACGGAAGAAGAUGCGGUUUCUUAUGUCAGGAAGGUUAUUCCCAAGGACUAUAAAACCAUGACUGCUCUGGCAAAGGCCAUCUCCAAGAACGUGCUCUUUGCUCACCUGGAUGAUAAUGAGAGAAGUGACAUAUUUGAUGCCAUGUUCCCUGUCACACACAUUGCUGGAGAGACUGUCAUACAACAGGGAGAUGAAGGAGACAACUUCUACGUAAUCGACCAAGGAGAAGUGGAUGUGUAUGUGAACGGAGAAUGGGUCACCAGCAUUGGAGAAGGAGGAAGCUUUGGAGAACUCGCCCUCAUCUACGGAACGCCAAGAGCUGCAACGGUUAAAGCCAAGACAGACCUCAAGCUUUGGGGUAUUGACAGGGACAGCUACAGGCGCAUUCUAAUGGGCAGCACCCUGAGGAAGCGGAAGAUGUAUGAAGAAUUCCUCAGCAAGGUCUCCAUCUUGGAAUCUCUCGACAAAUGGGAGCGGUUGACUGUGGCAGAUGCUCUAGAACCAGUCCAGUUUGAAGACGGAGAAAAGAUAGUUGUUCAGGGAGAGCCAGGAGAUGACUUUUUCAUCAUCACAGAGGGCACAGCUUCCGUUCUCCAGCGCAGGUCUGACAACGAAGAGUAUGUGGAGGUCGGACGGCUUGGACCAUCAGAUUAUUUUGGAGAGAUAGCCCUCUUGCUCAACAGGCCCCGGGCUGCCACUGUGGUGGCUCGUGGGCCCCUGAAGUGUGUCAAGCUGGAUCGCCCUCGCUUCGAACGAGUCCUUGGUCCUUGCUCAGAAAUCCUCAAGAGGAACAUCCAGAGAUACAACAGUUUCAUUUCCCUCACUGUUUAAGGUCAUUCCUGCUGGCUGCCUUUUAUGUUAAAAACUUGUGCACUUAAAUUUCGACCCAUGCCGUUCCAUAGCUUUUUGAAGAAAACAAGAGACGUGUGUAUUUUACGUAUAUUUUUUAAACGAUCAUGUCAGGGGCACUAGAUAUCCGAUCAUCAUCUUUGUUAUUAUGUUAGAAAAAAAGGCAGUAGAGAGCUUGAUGAAAGUGGCUUUCGUGAACCAUUUGUAGGAUUUUUUUAAAUUUAUUUUUUCACAUCCUGAAUUACAUUCCUGGUUGCCCUGGUCAUGACGCCUCUCGGAAUGCAGUUUUAAAUACUGAAAACCACACAUUUCAGCAUUUAUUUUACCUAAGUGUGCUGAACAGCUGGUCGUAUCUAUGUUUUGUCAAAGGGUAAAACAAAACACCUAAACCCACAACUACUUGAAUAUUCAUCUUCAGAAUUCUUCUUAGGCGGAUUAGAUGUUUCCUAAGACCCUCCCCUCACAAAAAAAUUACAAAACCCCCUUUUAACAUUUGUGAGAGUUGAUUAGCGAAUGGAGCCAUAGUCCAACAAGGAGCAACAGGCCCAUAAGCUCAUUGAAAUCACCAGGCUUAAGCUACAGAGAGAGUUGAAGGAUAUUCAGAACAGAGACUAACACCAAAACAGGUCUCCCUUUUAUGAAUAUCCUACCCUGAGUGUGCUCAUCAGUGCGAUAAGGUUUGUUUUCCCUUCCUUUUUGGACAUCCAACUCUGCCCUGAGAUCGAUGGCUCAAAAUAGCAACAUGGUGUAAGAAGUGGGUGGGACCUCAGCUUUGCUGCUCCACAUCAAAGCUUCUUCCUGCGUUAAGGAUACCGUAGCUCCACACGGCUCAGGAAUUUGGCACCAGUGGUGAGGGAGGCCGCUUUUGGCACAGUCACGUAGCAGGUGACUUGGGCAUGGCAAUGGGACACUGACGCUGCCAGAACUGAAAUACCUGGGGGGGGCAAUUAUAUCUGUUACGCUGUUUCCUCUUCUGAAUCCAGCAUGUUAUUGAGGAGGGAGUUGCCUUACACUGAGUUAGACUGUAGUUCUACCCAGCUACAUACCUUAUAGCCUCCUCUGGCUGAAAGGUAGGUCUCCAACAGAUCUCUUUCCCUCGACCCUGCUGCUCGAGACCCUCUUAAUUGAAGAUGCUGGGGACUGAAUACAGCGCCUUCUGCAUUUGAUGCAUGCUGUCCAGCACUGAGUCAUUGCUGCUCCUUCACCGUGGAGGAAGCAUCAAGCAAUGGCAAGUUCUUUACAUGAAGGAACGUGGCGCGUGGCAACUGAUAGUGGAAUAGGCGGAGAAUGAAUUUGGACAGUCUUUAAGGCAGAGAUGGCCAACACAGCCCAUAGAGUCGAACAUGGAGCGAUUUUGAGGGGGCAAAAAUAAACUGUGAUCCCUGAUUAGCACCUGUGAUCCCUGAUCAUAUUUUCCACCUUAAAAGCAAACAAACUGUAAAGCUUUGGUUUUGAUUGGAGAAGUGAAACACGGAUGGUUGUGGCGGUGGUGUUUAUAGCUGUAUUCCCUUGCAAUGUUUUCUCAGUUUAGCUCUCUUUCUGGCCCCCGCCCUGCCCAAGCACUCAUUAGCCUUGCUGGGACUAAUGGUAAUAAUUAAUAAUGCAAGGUGUCUGCCCUGCUCAGCGUGGAAGAGAAUUUUGCCGCUCCCCCUGCUGUUUCCCCUGGACUUCUGAUCAGGUGCCAAAAGAGUGGCAAGUUUCAUCUCACCCCCUUGGCAAGGCAAAGCAGAGGACUGGCUUACAAAGUAGUUCUUAAGACAUCCACACACGGCGACAAGUUACUACUUGGCAGGUGGUCCAUCUGCAUGGACACGAGAGGUGAAGAAAACGCCAAAGAAAAAAUGAAUCCAAAUCCAUAGCUUUUCAGAAUGUGAAGUUUUGAAGCGAUCGGUUUAUAUUUCCCGCACUCCUUAAAUUCGCAAACCUUGGCAAAGGUCAGAUCUCUUUGCUGUGGGGAUUGCUUACUUGCACCCUGAAUGUGAGUUUAGUCACCGUUUGCAUAAAUGUUUAGAUGGACAUUUACGGAAGCAGGGAAUCCGCUGCGUUCUGACAAUAAUUCAUUUCAGUGAUAUUUGUAAAAUGUGAACUGAUUUUAGACUGUAGUUUGUUAGGUUGUCCACCCUUUUGAACUCGCUAGGUUUAACACUCUAAUCACGUUGCCAUACAAUAUUUCACUCCAUUCAUAGGCUGCAGGCACAGUUCUGCAGGAUUCUGCAAGGCUGUGCGGAAUGAAUGGGGGCUGCCUAUGAGACCUAUGGCGCCCUUUCAUCUUCCAGUGAGGCUUGUUUGAGGCAGAUUCCAGCUGGACUGUGUCCUGUGCCAUGAAUGUUAGGAUGGGAUCCUGUCUCUGCAAGAAGAGUUUCAGUCUCAUGGGUUCCCUCCCCCUCCACACUUUGUUUGAUCUUUGUAAACUGUGUUUAUUAUUCUUAUUUAUGACCUUGGUUGCUGUUUUUGCAUGCAUUGAGAAAUGUGGAAAAUCAGUUGCCAUGUUAGAUAAUGUAAUGGCACCAUCUAAAAAAGAUUUUUAAAAUACAAUAUAUGUAAUACUUAUCUAAGACUCCUUGUGAAAUGUUUUGGUAUUCUGUCCUGUGUGGAUUUUUUUUUUUAAAGAAAAAAAGCGCUUUUCUAAAAAAGAGAGAGAGAGAAAAGAGUGAAUGUUUGAUCGUUCUUUCUGUUUUGCUUAUUGCAUUUCAUUGACUGCAUUGGUAAAAAUAAAUAAAUGUGCCUGGUGUAGUAAUGCAGGAAACAUUUGAUCACUGUCACAUUGCGGAGAGUAUCAGACUCACAGUGGAAAGGUUUAUAGGUAGAAAAAGACUGGGUGCAAUUCAACAAAAAAUAGAUGCACAAGUCCCAUUGAAAUAGAUGCAUAGAAAACCUAGAACCCAGCUAGAGGUUGCAUAAGUAGUGCUGCAGUGAAUAAUUGAUAAAGUAGUUAAAAUGAGUUUUUUAAAAAAAUAAAACCAUUUUAAUGGACAAAAAAAGCUGCUGCUGAUUAACUUUUUCGAAAAACUAUUAUUUUUUAAAUAAAAAAACAAUUGCAUUGAAGGAUUUUAACCUACUGAGUACUGAAAUCCAAAUGCAUUUACAAAAAGCUAAUAAAAAGCAAUAUAUGUCAAAAAAGAAUAUUCUUUAAAAUUCUUCCUUUAAAAAAACUAUGGUUUUUAAUGCAAGGACUUGAUGGCAAGCCCCAUGCUUUUCUCCCAUAUGGAGGGAAUUCCUCCUCCAAGAGAUGCAGGCAUAAUCCAUGCAUGCACUGAUUUUACCUGUAAGUAAAGGCAGUCUAUUAUGAAGCAAGAAGCAGGAUUUCCCCCCUAGUAGGCAUGUAAUUAUGAACCUAAGAAGCUGGAUCUGGCCAAUGAUCCAUCUCGCCCAGCAUUCUUGUUCUCCCAGUGUCCACCCAGACAUCCCUCAAGCAAGACAUGAGCACACAGUAUCCUCCGUGCCUGUAAUUCCCAGAAACUGAUAUGCAGAAGUACCAUAUUUUUCUAUGUAUAACAUGCCCCCAUGUAUAAGACGACCCCUAUUUUGGGGGCUGCAACCAAUCACACAUCCCCCCCUAUGCACUAUCUGUGUAUAAGACGACCCCUGUCUUUUAUCAUUAAUUACAGUAAAAAAAACCUAGUCUUAUACAUGGAAAAGUACGGUAUACUGCCUGCAACAGUAAUGAGAGAACAUAGACAUGGUGGCUAGAAACUAUUAGCAGUGUUACCCUCCAUGUUUAUGAGUCAGCAGAAGCAUUUCCUUCUGUGUGGGAGAUGGUCUAAAAUCGAUGAGAAUAGUCAACCCGUUUUGAAGUGCUUUUGACCAGUGCUGCUGUCUAAAAUUAAGAGAUGUGGGCAGGAUUUUCUGUCCGUGAGAAUUGACAAUGGAUCUAACCAUUGCUUUACUGUAAAGUGGGGGCUAGCAUCUUUUGCACGCAGUUAAUGAAGUAUUAUUAAUUUCAAAUGGGACCUGGGCACCCCUAAUUCUUCUGGAUUGCACCCAGUCUUUGCAAGGAACCUGUCAUUCGGCCAAAACCGCAUUGCAAUUAUUGUUGUAACUGUUCCAAUGAAAAGCAGAAACGUGGACCACUGGAGAGCAUUUCAGUGGAAGCAAAACGAGCAAUGUUGCAUUUUCAGGAUUACCGAUUGGGAUGAUGGAACAGAAUGAUGUCAUGAAUAAAAUUCUUGGAACUUA